This is a messenger RNA of Ostrinia furnacalis (Asian corn borer), 7245 nucleotides long. It is a transcript of the gene sdk, whose product is annotated as sidekick cell adhesion molecule. Gene Ontology annotation, biological process: cell-cell adhesion. The transcript has 30 exons. The record is from RefSeq and is a predicted model, not a curated record. The coding region runs from base 416 to 7066 and encodes 2216 amino acids. NCBI's taxonomy places the organism in Eukaryota, Metazoa, Arthropoda, Insecta, Lepidoptera, Crambidae. Gene Ontology annotation, molecular function: protein binding.
UUGUACGCACGCUCGUCGCGUCCUUCAAGUAAAUGUUUUGUGGAGUGAAGUUUCCACAAACUUUCGAAGCUUCUAAAAACUUAGCAAUGUAACUUUUAACUGAAAUAAUAUUGCCUAACUUACCGUAAAUAUAAUUGAAAGUGCGUAUAUUACAGUUACACGGUGAUUUAUAGCGUUGUAAUACUGUAUAAAAUACAUACAAAGUUGAGUGAACUUGUAAGUAAAUGGUACCUUGUCCGUUUCACAUAAUUUAGUUGCUUGGUUGUGUGUCGCGUAUUCCUACAGGUGCUACUGAACUGAUUGUUGUGAAAUCAUGGAACCUAGCAACCAGUUGGGAAUGGUACUGCAGAAUUUUACUAACGAAAAACUAAAAAACAAAGUGUACUAAAACUGGGCAGUGGAUUCCCAUCGUGUCAUGGAAGAAAUGGAGCGAUUGUUCAAAAUGAAUACAAAUAAACUUUGUGUGGCGUAUAUUGUGAUGUUUUCGACAUGCAUCCUACAGUUUACAUCGUAUGCAGCAGAUACAACAGGACAAAUGCAGCCGCCGCGUUUUAGUAUGCAGCCAUCUUCUUCAAACAGCGUAGUAAGAGUUGGCACGACAAAAAUUUUGCAAUGUUCAGCGUUAGGCAUUCCACAACCGAUGUAUAGGUGGUUAAAGAACAGUGUUCCGCUCGGGGAUUAUUCUUCAGAACUAUUUUAUAAAAUCCACAAUACCCAGCAACAAGACGCCGGUUCUUACCAGUGUAUCGCGAAAAAUGACGUCGGGGCAAUUUUCAGCGAAAAGAAUAACAUUGUCGUCGCCUAUAUGGGGACAUUUGAUAAAGUCUCGGAAGAAACUAUCACUGCAGAAUCAGGACGGGCUGCUGUGCUGGAAUUUCCACACAUAGAAUCAGAACCACCACCCUCGGUUAUUUGGCAAGAUGAAAACGGCGCCUUGAGAUAUGACCAAAAAUAUGCAGUCACUGAUGAACAUCAACUUGUUAUCCUGUCAGCCUCGCAUGAUGAUGUGAAAUCAUAUCGAGUAAGAGCAAUAAAUACUCAAUUAGGUAAAGAAGAAAACAGUCCUUAUAUUAACUUGGAUGUCUUUGGGGACGACAACAAAGAAGUGCCACCAGAAAUUAUAAUUAAACCCAAAGACAAGAAAAUCAUCAAAGGUCAAGAAUACACAAAUUUGUAUUGUGUAGCUAACGCUCGACCCCUUCAUGAAUUAGAGACAUUAUGGUUCAAAGACGGAAUCAUGAUAGAUUUAGCGGGAAUCACAUUUGAUUUGAACGACCAAUGGAAUAGAACACUCAGUCUGAUAUCUGCUAAUUUGACACACACGGGACAGUAUACAUGCCAAGCGCGAUUGCGUACUGGUGGUUUCGCAACAGUCACAGCGUCUGCAAUGGUGACAAUUUAUGAAAAACCUGUAUUUUUAUCUAACUUAAAAUCGGAAACCUUUGGGGAAUUCGGCAACACAAUAGUAUUGGACUGCAACGUUCAAGGUAUACCUCUACCAGGAAUCACUUGGUAUAAAGAUGCAAGAAAAAUAGCAAGUGUUGGAGCCGAAGCUGCUAAUCACGACAAUGCCGAUGUUUAUGAUGGUGAAGGUCGUUAUAGAGUGGAAGUAGAUCGGUCACUUGUUAUCAGCAAUCUAAGGAUGGAGGACAUGGGCAUAUAUCAAUGCAUAGCUAGCAACGAAGCUGGGGAAUCGUCUAUCUACACCUGGUUAAAAAUUAAAAAAAAGGACAUAAUUCGUGUACCACGCAGUCACAUGAAGUUGAUUAGAAUGAGGACUACAGACAAAAAGGCUAAAACGUUCAAAUUCGAUACCGGCACGUCCCCGCCAGUAAUGCAGACAGCGCCGAGCAACCUGACCGUUCUGGACGGGAAGGACGCUUCCAUCGCGUGCCGCGCCAUCGGAGCCCCCACCCCCAACGUAACCUGGUACUUCAAUGAUUCGCUAAUCAUCAACCUUUCGGGGAGGUUACAAGCUUUGGAUGAAGGAGAUUUAUUAAUUACAAGCACGACUACAGCUGACACCGGGAAGUACACCUGCGUCCGUGCAAAUGAUGCGGGGAACGUUUCAGGGGAGGCUUUUCUAACUGUUCUCGUGAGAACGCAAAUAAUAGCCCCACCGGUAGAUACGCGAGUGUUAUUAGGCCAUACCGCAACGUUACAGUGUAAGGUUUCAAAUGAUCCGAACGUCAAGUAUAAUAUUGAUUGGUUCCACAAUAAACAGCCUAUGACGGCUGGUACCCGAGUGUGGGUGACAGCGGAGGGCGCGUUGACGGUGCAAGCCGUGCGCGCGAGUGACGCGGGCGAGUACACUUGCGUCGUGACGUCACCGGGCGGCAACCACACGCGGCACGCCACCCUCUCCGUAAUAGAACUUCCCUUCGCCCCCACCAAUGUCCGUGCGGUCAGGCUUGACGGGGCAACGCAGAGAGCCGUCAAUGUAUCAUGGACCACGGGAUUUGAUGGGAACUCGCCAAUACAAAAAUAUAUCGUACAAAGACGUGUUGUACCAGAAUUCGGUCCUACUCCAGACCCGUUGCUGAACUGGAUAACAGAACCAAUGAAUGUGUCUGCGAACCAGCGCUGGGUCUUGCUAACUAGCCUCAAAGCAGCCACUUCUUAUCAGUUCCGCGUGUCAGCUGUCAACACAGUAGGGGAAGGGCCUGCGUCCGACCCUACCGAUGUACUUACAUUGCCGCAAGAAGCUCCCUCUGGUCCACCUGUAGGGUUCAUGGGAUCGGCCCGCUCGUCAUCUGAAAUAAUAACACAGUGGCAACCGCCGCUUGAAGAACAUAGAAAUGGUCACAUACUAGGCUUUGUCAUCAGAUACAGAUUGCGUGGCUACGAAAACAGUCCGUGGACUUACCAAAAUAUUACCAACGAAGCUCAAAGAAAUUACCUUAUUCAAGAUCUAAUCACGUGGAAGGAUUAUAAUGUACAAAUAGCCGCGUACAAUGAUAAAGGUGUGGGAGUAUUUUCGGACAGUUACACAAUUAAAACAAAAGAAGGUGUACCCGAAGCUGCCCCAGAUAAUGUUCGUUGUGAACCUUUUAAUUCCACGGCGCUAACAGUUUGGUGGACUCCGCCAAACCCUCAGAAAAUAAAUGGAAUUAAUCAGGGUUACAAAAUGCAAGCGUGGAGAUGGGACGAUAACGAAGGCACGAACGUGGAACAAAAGCUAGUCAGCGUGCCGCCCAACUUACUUGACCCUCUGACUGAACAGUCAGCAAUCAUAAGCGGCCUAGAGAAAUUCACUGAUUAUAACAUUUCAGUGUUGUGUUUCACUGAACCAGGCGAUGGCCCACGAAGCGAUUUCGUUUUGAUAAGGACUAAAGAAGAUCUGCCAGACGAAAUAGUAAACCUGCAAUUUGACGAUAUAUCGGACCGAGCUGUACGGGUAUCGUGGUCGCCGCCUAAAAAAUCUAAUGGUAUAUUAAUUGGCUAUAAACUUAGCUAUGCCAUCAAAGACGACGAGAAUUCAGUCAAAGAAGAACUAUUACCCCCGAAUAUUACGAGCAUAAAGGUCGAACAUUUGCAGGCAAGUACUCACUACAAAUUCUGGCUGUGCGCAAUGACCGCGGUGGGCGAGGGUCCCGCUCGCGCGGCCACCAUCCAGUCGGGAGUGGAGCCAGUUCUGCCGGACGCACCUCGCAACCUGGCCCUCUCCAACAUCGAUGCCUUCUCCGUACUUCUCCAAUUCACGCCUGGCUUCGAUGGCAACUCUUCUAUCUCACUGUGGACAGUCCAGGCCCAAACCGCCCGUAAUUCAUCAUGGGUGACAAUAUACGAAGUGAAUGCGCCAGACGCCCAGUCCAUCCUAGUGACUGGUCUUGUCCCAUUCACAACCUACCGGCUGCGGUUGAUCGCGACCAAUGUUGUGGGUUCUUCACAACCUUCUGAACCGUGCAAAGAGUUUCAAACUAUUCAAGCGCCUCCGCAACACCCGCCGAGAAACGUCACUGUACGAGCUGUCAGCGCUACCAACUUGCGUGUUAGGUGGAUUCCCCUGCAACAAAGCGAAUGGUUUGGCAACCCCAAAGGCUAUAACAUCACGUACAAGCGGAGCGGGGCGAACGAGACCUUGUUUAGCGUGAUUGAUGACCACACAGCAAACUCACACAUACUACUCAAUUUAGAGGAGUGGUCUGUUUAUGAAAUACGUAUGACUGCUAUCAACGAAGUCGGUACUUCUGCAGAGAGUCCAACAGCCACAGAAAGAACUCGAGAAGCUGUACCUUCACGAGGUCCAAGUGACGUGUCAGCUAAUGCCACGUCAUCUACGACAGUGGUCGUCCUUUGGGGUGACAUCCCAGCACAAGACCAAAACGGUCUGAUCGAAGGGUACAAAGUGUGCUACGCCGCGGUGGUACCCCCGCCAAGACCGGAGCAUAAAAAAAUUGAAUGCCAGGCGAUACCAUCGAACCAAACACACACGAUAACGCUUACAGAACUCCGCAAAUAUGUUGUCUAUCAGAUUCAAGUAUUGGGUUACACGCGAUUAGGUGAUGGCGCCCUUAGCGACCCACCUAUUACAGUAAGGACUUACGAAGACACACCUGGUCCACCAUCCAACGUAUCUUUUCCUGAUGUAACGUUUACAACCGCUCGGAUCAUAUGGGACGUACCAGAAGAUCCAAAUGGCGAAAUAUUAGCGUACAAAGUUACAUACCACCUCAAUAACACAUCUCAGCACAUGUUUUCGAGAGAGUUCUUACCAUCUGAUAGAACAUUUAGAGCAACGGAGCUAGCUUCGGAGCGGUAUUACCUGUUUUCAGUGACGGCUCAGACCAGGCUAGGGUGGGGCGGCACGGCGCGCGCCUUAGUACUCACGACCGUCAACAGAGCUGCGCCCGCGCCGCCCGCGCGGCCUAAUGUGGCCCGCUCACUGUUGCAGCCGCACCAUAUCACCUUCUCUUGGACCCCUGGGGACGACGGCUACGCGCCGCUUAGAUAUUACACAGUUCAACAAAAAGAGGAUGGUGGUACCUGGCAAACAAUACCGGAGCGAGUGGAUCCGUUCGCGACGUCUUACACCGCCGAAGGCCUGAAGCCGUAUACCGCUUACCAGUUCCGAAUUCGCGCCACAAACGACAUUGGCCCGAGUCGUUACAGCAACGCUACUGAGACUGUACGGACAUUGCCAGCAGCGCCAAGCAAAGCAGUAGAAAACCUACACGUGGUGCCAAUAACGCCGAGCAGCGUACGAGUGCAAUGGUCGGCCCUAGGCGAGCCGCACUGGAGCGGCGACACACGCACCGGCGGCUACCGCGUGUUCUACCAGCCACUUACGGACUUCCCUACUGCUUUGCAGCAGACCAUGAAGCAGGAGGUGCCGGGGAUUAAGAGCGAAGAGGUGGUUCUAACCGACUUAUCAGUGGAUCGCAACUACGAGAUCAGCGUGUGCGCCAUAAACUCGCAAGGGGCGGGGCCCAGUGGCACGCCCGCGGUGGUGUGGGUGGGGGAGGCGGUCCCAACCGCCCCGCCCAGAGACGUCGCCGCAGAACCGCUGUCCCCCACUGAGGUCUCGCUCAAGUGGCAACCGCCCCUACUCGCGCAGCAGAAUGGAGACCUACUGGGGUAUAAGAUUUUCUACCUUAUGACGGAGUCGCCAGAAGAGCCCGAGCUAGGCAGAAAGGCUGAAGAGGAAAUUGAAGUAGUACCCGCCACCGCUACAUCUCAUUCUUUAGUGUUUCUGGACAAGUUCACUCAGUAUAAGAUUCAGGUGUUAGCGUUCAACCCAGCCGGCGACGGGCCGCGCUCGAGCGCUAUACUGGUGCGCACACAGCAAGGCCUACCGUCAGCGCCGCGCAAUAUUACCUUCAGCGACAUCACUAUGAACAGCCUGGUCGUGACCUGGGAAGCGCCCUACCGCCGCAACGGGCUCAUACAGGCCUACCUCGUGACGUACGAGACGGUGGAGCAGGAUGAACGGUUCAGCCGCCAAGUGAAGCAGAAAGUGGAGGAGCGUCGCCUGGCCGUGGGCGGGUUAGAGGAAGAGGUGGAGUACGCCUUCACCGUGCGCGGCGUCACCAUCGGCGCGGGCGCAGCGGCUGCCGCGCGCGUGCGUACUGGCCCCCAGGCCGGCUCCCCCGCGCCGCCGCGUUCACUACGCCUGGCGCCCGAUCCCGCCGCGCUGCACCUCAGCUGGGAGAAUGCGCCGUCCGGAAACGGCCCACUGCUGGGGUAUUACAUCGAGGCCAGAAAGAAAGAUGAUGCAAGAUGGGAGACUAUAACGCGCACCAGCAACGGAAUGUUAGUUGAGUUUACGAUAUCAUACCAGAGUUUGCUGCCGUCAACGGCUUACUCGUUCCGUGUGAUAGCGUACAACAAGUACGGGAUAAGCAACCCUACGUACAGCGACAAAGUGAUCGUGACGCCUUCCAAGUUGUACCUCGAGUAUGGAUACCUGCAGCACCGACCGUUCUAUCGUCGCACUUGGUUCAUGGUGGCGCUAGCGGCCGCGUCUGUCAUCAUCAUCAUAAUGGUCAUCGCGAUACUUUGCGUGAAGAGCAAAAGUUAUAAAUACAAAAAGGAAGCCCAAAAGACGUUAGAAGAGUCACUGGCAGGCGAGACGGACGAGCGCGGUUCACUGGCCAUGGAGCUGUACCGCUCGCGCCAGAACUCCGUGGCGAGCGUGGGCGCGCUCGGCGCCGGCGGCACGCUGCGGCGCAAGGCCGGCGCGCUCGGCAAGUCCCCUCCGCGCCCCUCCCCCGCCAACGUCGCCUACCACAGCGACGAGGAAAGCCUCCGCGCCUACGACGAAAACCCCGACGACUCCUCCGUCACAGAAAAACCAUCCGAAAUGAGCUCCACGGACUCGCAGAAUUCGGAGAGCGAGAACGAGAGCGUUAGAUCGGAGCCGCACUCGUUCGUGAACCACUACGCGAACGUGAACGACACGCUGCGCCAGUCGUGGAAGCGGCAGCGGCCCGUGCGCAACUACUCCAGCUACACGGACAGCGAGCCCGAGGGCAGCGCCGUCAUGAGCCUCAACGGCGGCCAGAUCGUCAUGAACAACAUGGCGCGGUCCCGCGCGCCGCUGCCCGGCUUCUCCUCCUUCGUAUGACACGAGCCGCCCGCGCCCGUCGCGGCGCCGCUGCAAGCCGUGCACAUGUAGCUUAAACACUGCCCUGUCUAAAGUCCGCUCGCCGAGCAGAUAGAAUUUCGUCCAAUGACCCCAAGCUACCUAUCCUUAUCAUCAUCAUCUCAGCCAUAGGACGUCCACUGCUGAACAUAGGCCUCCCC